ACCAGUCAGCGAUGCCGGGUGGAUGGGAACUAACUUCGGACAAGGAAAGACGCGGGGCCCAGGGUACUCUCACGGGCGGACCCAGGCAGUGAAGGCCUGCGGCCGGCCAGCCAGGGCAGCGGCGUGGCGGCGGGCGCGGCCAGGACCUGCAUCAGUAAGCCCUGAGCCCUCGGCGGGCUGCGAGUGACUCCCAGCGAUGCCUCACAACUCCAUCAGAUCCGGCCACGGAGGGCUGAACCAGCUGGGAGGGGCCUUUGUGAAUGGCAGACCUCUGCCCGAAGUGGUCCGCCAGCGCAUUGUAGACCUGGCCCACCAGGGCGUGAGGCCUUGCGACAUCUCUCGCCAGCUCCGCGUCAGCCAUGGCUGCGUCAGCAAGAUCCUUGGCAGUAGGUACUACGAGACUGGUAGCAUCCGGCCUGGAGUGAUAGGGGGCUCCAAGCCCAAGGUGGCCACGCCCAAGGUGGUGGAGAAGAUUGGGGACUACAAGCGACAGAACCCGACCAUGUUUGCCUGGGAGAUCCGAGACCGGCUCCUGGCCGAGGGCGUCUGUGACAAUGACACUGUGCCCAGUGUCAGCUCCAUUAACAGAAUCAUCCGGACCAAAGUACAGCAACCAUUCAACCUCCCCAUGGAUAGCUGUGUGGCCACCAAGUCCCUGAGCCCAGGACACACGCUGAUCCCCAGCUCAGCUGUAACGCCCCCAGAGUCCCCCCAGUCGGACUCCCUGGGCUCCACCUACUCCAUCAACGGGCUCCUGGGGAUUGCCCAGCCUGGCAGCGACAGCAAGAGGAAAAUGGAUGACAGUGACCAGGACAGCUGCCGGCUGAGCAUCGACUCGCAGAGCAGCAGCAGCGGGCCCCGAAAGCACCUUCGCACCGAUGCCUUCAGCCAGCAUCACCUCGAGCCGCUCGAGUGCCCGUUCGAACGGCAGCACUACCCAGAGGCCUACGCCUCCCCCAGCCACACCAAAGGCGAGCAGGGCCUCUACCCGCUGCCCUUGCUCAACAGCGCUCUGGACGACGGGAAGGCCACCCUGACCCCUUCUAAUACACCCUUGGGACGCAACCUCUCAACUCACCAGACCUAUCCCGUGGUGGCAGAUCCUCAUUCACCCUUCGCCAUAAAGCAGGAAACCCCCGAGGUGUCCAGUUCUAGCUCCACCCCUUCCUCUUUAUCUAGCUCCGCCUUUUUGGAUCUGCAGCAAGUCGGCUCCGGGGUCCCAGCCGGUGCCUCGGUCCCGCCCUUCAAUGCCUUUCCCCAUGCUGCCUCCGUGUACGGGCAGUUCACGGGCCAGGCCCUCCUCUCAGGGCGAGAGAUGGUGGGGCCCACGCUGCCCGGAUACCCACCCCACAUCCCCACGAGCGGACAGGGCAGCUAUGCCUCCUCUGCCAUCGCAGGCAUGGUGGCAGGAAGUGAAUACUCUGGCAAUGCCUACGGCCAUACCCCCUACUCCUCCUACAGCGAGGCCUGGCGCUUCCCCAACUCCAGCCUGCUGAGUUCCCCAUAUUAUUACAGUUCCACAUCAAGGCCGAGCGCACCACCCACCACCGCCACGGCCUUUGACCAUCUGUAGUUGCCAUGGGAACAGUGGGAGCAACCGAGCAACAGGAGGACUCGGCCUGGGACAGGCCCCAGAGAGUCACACAAAGGAAUCUUUAUUUAUUACAUGAAAAAUAACCACAAGUCCAGCAUCGCGGCUCACUCCCUGUGUGGUUAAUUUAAUGAACCAUGAAAGACUGGAUGACCUUGGAGAAGGCCAACUGUCCUCCAAGACUCCUUAAGGAGGGGCAGGAGUCCCAGGGAAGGAGAACCAUCCCAUUCCAAAAAAGACAAAAUUGGAGAAGAAAUGGGGCCCCCAGCUGGAACCCACCGAAGGAGAGAGGAGGGCGCAGCCGGGGACAGUGGGGGGAGGUUAGGGGGAUGGUGAUUGGCUCUCACCUGGGCCCAAGGUGUGCACAGGGCACCUCCGUGGCCCUGUCGUCAACACAGCUCUAGCAGUUAUGAACUGAAAGCUCUUCCUUCCAGCCCACAAGUCACAGCCUGGAGCCGAAGCUCUCCCCACCAGCCACCCUGGAGUCACCCUCCUCUGCUCCGCCUGUCCUCCUUGCCGGCUGGGUAGGGUCAAUCAGAAACUCCCGGCUGUCAGCUGACCUUCCUUUGCCUGCUGCUGUGAUGUGCGAGCCCCACCCCAGGUUCUCCUACAGUGGGUCAUCCCUUUGGCAGCUGCGGUCAGCCGGGCCGGCCUCAGGUGGCUGGAGACAGACAUUCUGAAGGGCUCUGUCCCCUGGGAGGUGAGGCGUGGAUCUGCCCCGGCACAGGGAGGCGGAAUUCCAGGGGACCCACUGCCCCCUCCCGACAGCUCUGCCAAGCCAAGUGUGCUUCCUGCAGCCCAAGCCCACCAGCUACCGAAGAGACCCCGAGGCAGGCACGGAGGCUCCCCCUCUGGCUCCCGCAGCGCCUGCCCCCAAGGCCUGACUGUAUAUACUGUACAUGAAACGCUGUUUGGGUCAAGCUUUCCUCUUUCCACCGCCCAGACUUUGGCCUCCGAGUGCAUUGUCUCCCUGCCAUGUCCGGCUUCUCUCCUUGACGCUUCUUUCUUUUUUAAAAGACAACCCACCAUUGCCAUUGCCAUGUGACUCAAUAAACCAUUACUCUCCA
This is a messenger RNA of Microcebus murinus (gray mouse lemur), 2658 nucleotides long. RefSeq names its product paired box 8 (gene PAX8). Gene Ontology annotation, molecular function: RNA polymerase II cis-regulatory region sequence-specific DNA binding; DNA-binding transcription factor activity, RNA polymerase II-specific. Gene Ontology annotation, biological process: anatomical structure development; regulation of transcription by RNA polymerase II. The record is from RefSeq and is a predicted model, not a curated record. Lineage: Eukaryota; Metazoa; Chordata; Mammalia; Primates; Cheirogaleidae.